CCCGGCUCUGUUCGAGCGCCGGCCCCAGUCCCGGCUCCGGCGGCACCGAUCCGCGGCCCCCAGCAUGCGGCGGCUGUUCUGCGCGCUGGUGCUGCUGCUGCUGCAGCUCGGCCACGGUCGCUCCCCGGCCGCAGAGUUAUAUAGCCUGGAAAUUACCAACAAUGGUCCCAUCACAACAGGAGCCCAAGCUACUGUUCAGGCCAGGCUAAGAAUGAAGAAUGAAAAUGACACAUCAAACUUGUAUCACUUUAACUGGAUUUAUGCCCCUCUGAUCCUGAUAGAGAAAUCCGAGCAGCGGUUAAAUUCUGUAAUUAACGUGACCGGUGAAUUUCCUGGCGCUUUCCCUGUGUCUGUCUGGGUGACUCACAAAAACUGUUGGUUGUGUCGGCCGGUUGUGAGAAACAUCACCGUGCUCCAGAUCACAGAAUUUAUCACUGGGAACCUCACCAUUGCCCAGAUAGAGGACAGCAGAGUUACCACACAUGGUUCUGGUUCCUCCAUGGACACAAUGACCAGGAUUUCUUUCUCUCUUCAUGACCCAAGUCAUUACUUCAAGUCAGCAUCGUUUGUCUACAACUGGGAUUUUGGAGAUGGAGUUUACCAGAUUACCAAGGAACCCUUUGUCUACUGCAACUGCUCCUCCAUGGGGAAUCGCACAGUGCAUCUGAAGGUUGUCGCUGAAUGGGAGCAGAUUGGAAGCAUCAUACAUGAAAAAGAAAUUAUGCAGAAAACUGGUGAUUUUACCACAGCGCUGGAGCUCUUGGAUGCUGUUAAAAGUAUUAACAUAGUGGGCUCCAGAGAGACUCACGUAAUGGAAAACUUGAAUUUAUCUCUUCAUAUCAAUGGCACCCCACCACUGGCGUUGUGCUGGCUUAUAAAAUCCGAGUGCAUCCCACUCGAAGGUGACAAAUGCCAUCUGGUGGAGAUCAGUGGCUCCUGCUACAACCUCAGCCACACCUUCAGGGACGCGGGGCAGUACUGCCUGAGUGUCCGGGUGGAGAACGGCGUGACGGUGCUGCAGACCUACCACGGGAUCAAGGUGCGGCCAGCAGGAAUCCACCCAGCUUUCUUUGUCCUACUCUGCACUGCUCUGGUUUCAGUGAUGCUGGUACUGGUGCUGUACACGACUUUUCGAAGUAACACACAACAAAAAGAUCUCGUGGAGGUAGCUGACUUUGACUUUUCUCCACUGUCUGAUGAACACCAGUCUCACCAUUCCAAGUCAGGCUGUGGCCCAGCAUGUUGCAGAUCCUGUUUUCUUCAACCAUCAAAAGAAGCUGCCUGGGAGAGUCAUGAACUUCUACAUUCACUUUACAAGCCAGUCAAAAUGUACACACUGUGAAGAACACAAUUGCACUUUGGUUGCACUAACUUCCUCACUUAGGCUAAGUCAAAAACCUGGUGCUGCAUGAAAGGUUUGGUUUUACCAAUGCAAUGAGGUUCACCACUUUAAGCCCAGCACUUGAGUACUUCGUUCUCUGAACUUAAAAAGAACAAGAAACACAGUAAAAGUCACUUUGUAUUUUUAUCUUAUACGGGUGUGUACAUUUACAGCUGUAAAUGCAGCAUUUUAUUAUUAUGAAAGAUUGUUUUAUGUGCAGGUUUGCUAAAUUCACUACCUCUUGUAAUUUCUCUCUUCCUUCUGCUGUCUGUUUCAAAGAAGAAAAUGCCUAAGACAAACAUACCUCCAUUCCUAUGUACAAUAAUAUUACUGGAAAUGGAAGUCACCCAAAAUCCUUUUGAAUGUGUCUUUUUUCUGCCAAGGAACUGAUGUGUCCACGCUGAAAACAGAGGAGGUGUUUCCAAUGAACCAGACUAUUUAAUUAUGUUGUCCUUUUUCCUGUCCUAAAAAACCCCUUUUUAAGCUAAUGGACUUCUGUCAGACUGCAGUAAUGGUGACACACUCUCCUGCUAGCAGUAUUUUGGUCCUGCAGAAACAUCCACAUGUCCAUCACUUUCUAAAAUAGACCACCACUCUAACCUGUAUAAAUAUCUUUUUAUUUUUAGGCUAUUCAUGCUUCUUUUUUAUCUCAUAUUGCUCCCCAACUUGCCAUCAAACGUCCUCUUCCAAAAAAUGCAACAACCAGUAGCUGAAAGCUAUUCAGCAAAAUGUAUUUAAUUGAAAUUCUUAAUCAAUGUUCAAGAUUGUAUAAACUCCAUGCCUGUUGCAGACUAUCAUCUACUAUCAGCUUCCUGCUCAGCCAGGCUUUGCCUGCUGGCAUUUCAGAGUACCCUGGAGGCUUUUAAACAGAAGUACCUUUGUGUCCACUUCUUUUUUUAAAUGUGACACACCCUCUCCACCUCUGCUUAAAGCAUAUGGGUGUCGUGGACUUGGAGUUUUUCACAGUUUCUCAAAUGACUGGAAGGUAAUUGUCUGUGAGGGGAUUUACCAUGAGGUUUUGAGGGUAGUCUUCUCACAUGUUUAACUUCUAUGUUUCCUAAGAGGAGCCCAGAGCUUCAGUUCUUCUGUGAAAGAAAUUACAUGACCCUUAAUUAACUUGAUACGUUUAAAAUAGAAUAAGAUCAUCUAAGAUAACAAAUCCUAUAACCCAAGUUUUUGUCUAAAGGUCCCUUCCAAAGCAGAAUGUCUUUCAGCUUUCCUUCCAAAGAGAAAUGUUAUUUCUAAGCAAGCUUCUUGAUCAGGAGUGGUGUUCUUUGUAUUCUUUCUCAGUGCUCUGGUAUCAAACUCUUAUCUUCAGCCAUAUUCAGUUACUGCUCAGAAUGUGCCUCUCUUUAGCAAAGAAGCUACUGUUCCUGAGAGCUCCAGUUUUAUUGUUUCUUCCUGAAAUCCCAGCCCUCUGAGCCUCUGCCAAGGGCAGUGACUUGUUCUGGGAUGUCAGUGUAGUUUGUAAAUGACUGCAGGGUCCUUGGGCACUGGAAAGAAGAGAUCUCUGAUAUGUAAAAUGCAGCUCAGAGUGACAGUGUCCUGGCACAGACUGCACAGGGCUUUCUACAGCCAGAAUUUAGUUUGGGCUUCUUUAAUUA
Prinia subflava (tawny-flanked prinia) is the source of this 2985-nucleotide messenger RNA. RefSeq names its product transmembrane protein 130 (gene TMEM130). The record is from RefSeq and is a predicted model, not a curated record. Bases 65 to 1342 code for a protein of 425 amino acids. Gene Ontology annotation, cellular component: plasma membrane. Lineage: Eukaryota; Metazoa; Chordata; Aves; Passeriformes; Cisticolidae. The transcript is spliced from 8 exons.